Penicillium malachiteum is the source of this 1497-nucleotide messenger RNA. Its product is annotated as mannitol dehydrogenase family protein. The transcript has a single exon. The coding region runs from base 1 to 1497 and encodes 498 amino acids. Gene Ontology annotation, molecular function: mannitol dehydrogenase activity. The record is from RefSeq and is a predicted model, not a curated record. Lineage: Eukaryota; Fungi; Ascomycota; Eurotiomycetes; Eurotiales; Aspergillaceae.
AUGGCUCCAUUGAAGCUCAACAGCAAGAACCUUUCCCAGAUUGCGACGGCCUCCGGCGUUCCUGUACAGAUCCCGACCUUCCCGCGCGGUGAUGCGGUAAAGGAGGGAAUUGUCCACAUUGGUGUCGGUGGCUUCCACCGAGCCCAUCUGGCUGUCUACGUGAACGAGCUCAUGCAGCACCAUGGCGUAACAGACUACGCUAUCUGUGGUGUCGGAUUGCAGCCAUUCGACGCUGGAAUGCGAGAUGCCCUCAAUUCUCAGGAUGGUCUCUACACCGUUGUGGAGCGGACCGCUGAGAAGAGCGUCGCAAAGGUUAUGGGCAGCAUCAACUCCUACCUCUUUGCCCCAGACAACCGUGAGGCAGUAAUUGCCAAGCUUGCACACCCUGAUACCCAUAUUGUGUCGCUCACUAUCACUGAGAGUGGCUACUACUACAACGAAAACACACACGAGCUCCAGAGCGAUAACCCUGAUAUUCAGCACGACCUUCACGAUGAUCACGCCCCCACAACUGCCUUCGGUUUCCUCUACCAUGCUAUGGCCCGUCGCCAUCAGCAAGGUCUGAACCCAUUCAGCGUUCUCUCUUGCGAUAAUAUGCAAGGCAAUGGCUCCAUCACUCGUCACAUGCUUGUCUCAUUCGCCCGUUUGCGGAACCCAGAGCUUGCGGAUUGGAUCAAUACCAAGGGUCACUUCCCCAAUGCCAUGGUUGACCGUAUUACCCCACAGACCGCCCCUAUCGAUAAGGAAUCCCUCGCCAAGGAUUUCGGCAUCGAAGAUGCCUGGCCCAUCGUCACAGAGCCCUUCAUGCAAUGGGUAAUUGAGGACCACUUUUGCGAUGGCCGCCCUCCAUUCGAGAAAGUCGGUGUACAAAUCGUCAAGAACGUUAAGGAAGUCGAGGAAUUCGAGAAGCACAAGCUCCGUCUGCUGAACGGUAGUCAUGCCGUGAUUGCCUAUGGCGGCUGGCUUGCCGGAUACAAGUUUGUGCACCAGACUAUGGAGAACCCACUGUUCCGUGAAAUGAUCUGGAACAUGAUGCAGGAGGAGACCAAGCCUAAUCUCCCCAAAAUUCCUGGCGUCGAUAUCGAUCUCUACUGCCGCACUCUUAUCGAGCGCUUCUCCAACCCACCUAUCAAGGAUCAAUUGCCCCGUAUUUGUCUGAAUGGUACCGGCAAGAUCCCCCAAUUCAUCAUGCCCUCCAUCGCUGAGGCUAUCUGGGUUAAUGGUCCUUUCCGUCGUCUGUGUUACACUGCUGCCCUCUGGAUGCACUACAUCCACGGUGUCGAUGACACCGGCGAGAAGUACGAGGUUGUUGACCCCAUGCUUGAUGAGCUCCGUGCUAGAGCCAAGCACGGUGAUCCUACAGGACUGCUGAACAUUAAGAGUCUGUUCGGUGAUGAUCUGCGUAAAGAUAAGCGCUUUAUGGAGACUAUCACUGAAGCUCUUCAGGAUAUCGCCCGUGAUGGUGUCCUGAAGUCCCUUCCCAAGUACAUUAACUAG